AUGGUUGACCCAAUUUUUACCUCUUUCGGAAGCCUUAUCAUUGACGACAUUCGUUAUCCUGAUGGUACAGAGGAACGUAAUAUUCUUGGUGGUGCAGGCAUUUACGCAAUCUAUGGCAUGCGAGUAUGGUUGAAGCCUCCUGAAUCUCUAAAGAUUGCAUACCUUGCACAGGAAGGUCAUGAUCUACCGUUGGAAGUUGAGCAACAGCUUGACAGUCUCGAGAUCACGUUGCAACAUGUACGUCAUGAUGAUAUGCCUACAACGCGAGGAUUGAAUAUCUUCGGUGCCAAUGAUCAUCGCGACUUUGAAUACAUCCAUCCUAUUAUUCGCAUCACAGCCCUGGAUCCUCCUUUGUCGUGGGUGAAGUCUGUCAAGGUCAUCCAUAUCAUUUGUGCACCAGAGAGAGCCAUUGACAUUGUGACCCAGUGGCGUGCAAGAGCUGAUUGUGUCCCGGCUAAAUUCGUUUGGGAACCAUUACCAUGGGCUUGUUUACCAGAGGCUUAUGAUGUUGUUUGCAAAGCUGCUCGAUUGAUGGAUGUGGUGACGCCCAAUCAUGAAGAAGCUGCAGCCUUAUUGAAUAUCCAGCAACCUGGAGAUACAACACAAUCCAUUGAGAAAUACAGCCAAAUGCUCUUUGACGACUUUUUUAUCCGCAAUCCAUAUUCAAAAAACGGCAACAAUGACACCACCACUACUCCCAAGUCGCUCAUUGUACGUGCUGGAAAACGAGGAGCUGUCGUUUACUCAACCGAUCACACUACACCAAGAUGGGUACCUGCCUAUUGGAGCAAAGAUCCACAACGUGUACGCGAUGUCACAGGAGCAGGCAAUACUUUUUGUGGAGGAUUAUGUAUCGGAUUGGAAGAAUGCAAUAUGGAUCCAUACAAGGCAUGUUUUUAUGGUGCUGUCUCUGCCAGCUUCGCCGUGGAACAAGUGGGUUUACCUACCUGUGAUGAGAAUGGCCAAUGGAAUAAUGGUAAACAAGCACGAGAACGCUUACAAGAGAUGAUGGAAUAG
Lichtheimia ornata is the source of this 1017-nucleotide messenger RNA. RefSeq lists its product as uncharacterized. Bases 1 to 1017 code for a protein of 338 amino acids. The transcript is spliced from 4 exons. The record is from RefSeq and is a predicted model, not a curated record. NCBI's taxonomy places the organism in Eukaryota, Fungi, Mucoromycota, Mucoromycetes, Mucorales, Lichtheimiaceae.